Polypterus senegalus (gray bichir) is the source of this 1526-nucleotide messenger RNA. RefSeq lists its product as uncharacterized. The record is from RefSeq and is a predicted model, not a curated record. NCBI's taxonomy places the organism in Eukaryota, Metazoa, Chordata, Cladistia, Polypteriformes, Polypteridae. The transcript has 11 exons. Bases 300 to 1487 code for a protein of 395 amino acids.
CAGUGUUAUUAGUAGGCAGGAACAGUACUGGCUUCAGAUUUCAUUGGGCUUGUGCAACUUCCUGAUCUGUUUAAUAGAAUAAGCGCCAUUAUUAUUUUACCUUAAAGAGUCAAGGCAGAAUAACAGGAGCUGAGCAAAACACCAGAAUUAAAGUCAACAAGGCUUUCCAGAGAGUGGUACAGUCAGCAAAACACAUCACUGGGUGUUUACUCACUAACCUCAAGGAUAUCUACACCAAACGAUAUCAAACCUGGGCAAAGGACCCUCGUGCUGCAAUCAGCGGAAAUCAAAUAGAGAAAAUGUCUCAUGAAGACCAAGAAUAUUCUCCUGCCAAAAAGAUAAAAAGACAAGGUGAACGUGAACUGAAAAUAUCUAACCGUUUCUCUAUAAGAAUCAGUGAUGGAUUCAUACGUACUGUUGGCAAUGUUAUUGCACCUUUGGUAGCUGCACAUGCAUCGUUACAGAUUAUAAGAGAGCUGAGAGACUACUGUGAAGAAUGCCCUCUGUUCAGUACUUCAGUAAAUGACACAAUGAACAGCUUCUCUACUGACUCAAAGAGAUUUAUCAGACUUGUCCCAGUAGAGGAUGUUCAGUUGGAAGAAACAUUUGUAAAAGUACUGAAGCAGUUUGCAGCACGUACAAGACAAAUUCGCCCAGGGAGCAUUAUCAUUGAUGCUGAAUUUUUACAACAGCCCUCUGCAUUAAAUAUAGUUAAAAUUAUACAGAAGCUGAAGUCUGAAAUGAAAACAAUAAUGCCAGCUGGAAAUUGUGUAAUUGAAGAAAUAAAAGAAAAAGAUGAUCAUUAUCCAGAGCCUAAAGUUCAAGCAAUGGACCUUGCAUUUUAUACCUUGCACAUGUUGAAAAAGGAACUUGGCAGAAUGAAACAUUCAAGGAUAGCCGAGGUGAUGGAUUUUCAUAAUGCAGAGGAAAUGAUAUCACGGAUUAUAAAAGAAUCGCACUCCUCUACAAAAGUGUGCCUUUUGUCACAAAAUGGAAAGGGAAAGAGUUUUAUUCUAAAUCUCUUACUGCUUAUGACUGCAGACACUGAUGAAGAAUAUCAGGAAUAUAUCAAAAACAAUGAAGGCAUUCUUCCAUUAACACAGGAGCAUCUUAUGGGAAAUGCAGAAAUGAUACCAGAUGUUUUUGCAGAGGAACUUGAAAAAUAUGAAGAUGAAAUUGACAGUGACCAGAAGAAAGAGAUAAUUACACAAAUUAUACAAAACUGUGAUUAUACAUCAUCAAUUUCAAAUGAUAAGAUGUCAGAAAUGAUCAAAGCUGAAGAGAAGUCAUUUUCUGCUCUUAAACAAUAUUGUAAUGGUCAGAGUCUCAGACACUUUCAAUCCUAUUUACUUCCUGAAAAAGGAACAAAGAGAUCUUAUAUGGCAACUACGAAGACUGUUGUGCGUCUCCGUUAUGGGCGGAUUUAUCAAAUGAAAGUUGAAUAUAUGAGCAAAGAAGAUCUUCAAAACAGCUUUAUGAACUUGUAGAAAUUGUAAGAAAUCGUAAGUUAUUGCUUUGUUUAUCAA